AUGGCCGUAGUUGCUUCUGCCCCGGGAAAGGUUUUGAUGACUGGGGGUUACUUAGUUUUGGAGAGGCCGAAUGCCGGAAUCGUCCUCAGCACGAACGCCCGGUUUUAUGCAGUUGUGAAGCCACUUUACGGCGAAAUUAAACCCGAAAGUUGGGCAUGGGCUUGGACAGAUGUCAAACUUACUUCCCCUCAGAUGUCCAGAGAAACCUUGUAUAAGUUGUCACUCAAACAUUUGACACUUCAGCCUACAUCAUCAAGUGACUCAGGAAACCCUUUUGUAGAACAUGCAGUUCAAUAUGCUGUGGCAGCAGCUCUUGCUAAAUUUGAUAAAAACAAGAUACACAAACUACUUUUGCAAGGUCUAGAUAUCACAAUUUUGGGGUGCAAUGAGUUUUAUUCGUAUAGGAACCAGAUUGAGAUGCGUGGAUUGCCUUUGACGCCAGAUUCUUUGGCUUCACUUCCACCUUUUAGUUCUAUCACCUUCAAUGCUGAAGAAUCUAGUGGGCAAAGGCCUGAAGUUGCAAAAACUGGAUUGGGAUCAUCUGCAGCUAUGACAACUGCAGUGGUUGCUGCUUUAUUGCAUUACCUUGGAGCUGUUGAUCUUUCCUCCGAAGAGAAAGACACUGCAAAACUGGACAUUGUUCACAUGAUAGCUCAGACAGCUCAUUGCAUUGCACAGGGCAAAGUUGGUAGUGGUUUUGAUGUAAGUUCUGCUGUUUAUGGCAGUCAGCGCUAUGUCCGCUUUUCACCAGAUGUGCUUUCUUCUGCUCAGGGUGCGGGUAGAGGAGUUCCAUUGGAAGUAGUGAUAGCUGAUGUCCUAAAAGCUAAUUGGGACCAUGAGAGAACUAAGUUUUCUUUGCCUCCUUCAAUGACUCUUUUACUUGGAGAGCCAGGAACUGGAGGGUCAUCAACACCAUCAAUGGUAGGUGCUGUAAAGAAGUGGCAGAAAUCUGAUCCUCAAAAAUCUCUUGAAACAUGGAAGAAGUUGUCAGAAGCAAAUUCUACACUGGAGUUACAUCUCAAUACGUUAAGUGAGUUAGCAAAAUUACAUGGCGAUUCUUACAGAAGCGUCAUCAACAAGUGCAGUAUGCUAACCGCAGAAAAGUGGGCUGGAGGCGAAGAUAAUUCAAGCCAAGCAGUUGUUAGUGCUUUAUUAGGAGCCAGAGAUGCCAUGCUUGGUAUCAGAUAUCAUAUGCGAAAGAUGGGAGAGGCAGCUGGAAUUCCGAUAGAACCUGAAUCACAAACUCAGCUUCUAGAUACUACAAUGAAUUUGGAAGGAGUUCUGUUAGCCGGUGUUCCUGGUGCAGGCGGAUUUGAUGCCGUGUUUGCUGUUACCCUUGGAGCUUCAAGUGACAAUGUCAUCAAGGUUUGGAGUUCACUCAAUGUCCUCGCUUUGCUGGUGAGAGAAGAUCCUAAUGGUGUAUCUCUUGAGAGUAACGAUCCACGAGCAAAAGAAAUCAUGUCUGCUGUUGCUUCAGUUAAGAUUGAAUAG
Molecule: messenger RNA, 1491 nt
Organism: Oldenlandia corymbosa var. corymbosa
Lineage: Eukaryota; Viridiplantae; Streptophyta; Magnoliopsida; Gentianales; Rubiaceae
Source: the annotation of a GenBank genome assembly